AUGUCGAAGUCGCAAGUCACUGCUAAAAGAAAACAUUCUACACUUUCAUUAAAAAUAAAAAAUGAUAUUUUAGUUCGUCUAGAGAAAGGUGAAUCUAUAACUAAUUUAUCAAAGGAAUUUAAUGUUGGUAGGGCAACAAUUUAUGACUUAAAAAAAAAUUCCGAUAAAAUAAAAAAGUUUGUGUCAACUACCUACGUGGGUCCUGGUAAACGACAAACACUAAAAUCAUCGGAAAACCCUGUUGUUGUAGAAGAAGCAUUGUAUUCGUGGUUUCUUCAAGAAAGAAGAAGACACACUCCUAUAUCUGGUGAUAUGUUGUCUAUGAAAGCUAAAUUCUUUUACUCAGAAAUCACGGGUAAAACUGAUUUUUCUGCAAGUAAAGGUUGGCUUCAUCGUUUUAAAAGUCGUUACGGAAUUCGGUUAAUGAAAAUAACUGGUGAAAAACUUUCAAAUGAUGAUUCAUGCGUUGAAACUUUUCGGAAGAAUUUUCUGGAAAAAGUGAAAGAUCUGUGUCCUUCUCAAGUUUACAAUGCAGAUGAAUCGGGAUUGUUGUGGCGUGUGUUACCGAAUAAAACUUUUGUAUCUCGACAAGAAACGUCAGUUCCUGGGAGAAAAGUCAGCAAGGAAAGAGUAACAUUUUUGCCUUGCUCAAAUGCCUCUGGACUUCAUCGUUUGAAAAUGGUUGUGAUAGGGAAAUCACAGAAUCCAAGAGCUUUCAAAAACGUUGACAUUCCAGUUAACUAUUAUGGACAAAAAAGCUCAUGGAUGACGAAAGAUUUAUUUAACAACUGGUUUCAUAAAAUGUUUUGUUCCUGA
This is a messenger RNA of Leptopilina heterotoma, 816 nucleotides long. RefSeq names its product jerky protein homolog-like. The coding region runs from base 1 to 816 and encodes 271 amino acids. The record is from RefSeq and is a predicted model, not a curated record. The transcript has a single exon. Gene Ontology annotation, molecular function: DNA binding. Lineage: Eukaryota; Metazoa; Arthropoda; Insecta; Hymenoptera; Figitidae. Gene Ontology annotation, cellular component: nucleus.